AUGUCGGGACGCGGAAGAUCGGCGUUGAGUUCGAAGUCGGGUCGGCCCGGUACGGAAACGCGAACGCGGGGAGUGGUACUGGGAUUGUCCGGAGCGAUCCAGCCUGAAAUGAUUGCACCGCUGUCUUGGUCAAUGUGGAAUUGCAUAGUUUCGGCAACUGGGCUUGAGUGGACGCCUCCUUGGCUGACUCCGAUUGAGGGUGUUUUGGAACAGAAAGAGAAUGUCCCGCGGCAGGCUCAAUUGGCCGACGAGCUGGAGCAUUUGCCGAAUCAGGGUGGUCAGGUCGAGGCCGUGGCUGUUUCGAAGGCGCUCCGGCUCAUGGCGCGCAAGGCAAGCCGCCUUGGAGCCCGGCGUCGUUUUUCGGAACAUCGAAGGAUUUCGAUGUUCGCGAUUGUCGGUCUCGUCUCGUUCCUGCUCUGCGUCCUGCUGCCGACAGCGUUCAGCGCGGUAUAUUUCGGCCUGCUGGCGUCGCCGCAGUACGUCUCGCAGGUCGCCUUUGCCGUGCGCGGACCAACGGCAACGAACGACCUUCUCGGCGGGCUGAGCAGUAUGGUCAAUCCUGAGCGCAACCAGGACGCCCUUAUCGUUGCGGACUAUAUUCGGAGCCAGCAGCUGGUGGAGGACCUCGAAGGCGAUAUCGGCCUGAAGCGACGCUUCACCCCGACCGGCCUCGACUAUUUCGCGCGGCUGAAGCCGACCGCCUCCAUCGAGGAUAUCGUCCUCUACUGGCAAUCCCGCGUCGAAACCAAGAUCGACAAGAAUUCGAGCGUCGUCACCGUGAUGGUGAAGGCUUUCACGCCCGAGGAUGCCCUCGACAUCGCGCAGGCGAUCAGGUCGCGCAGCGAGCGCCUGGUCAACGAGUUGUCCGAGAGGGCGAGGCAGGACACGGUGCGUGCCUACAGGCGGGAGGAUGCUUUCCUGCUGGCGGAGCGCCUCCUGGCGCUCAGCGAGAAGCUGAUCAAUGAGAUCUCCGAGCGAUCCCGAAAGGAUUCGCUGGAACAGGCCCAGUCGGAGCUCCUGAAGGCCAGGACGCUGGUCGAUGAGAAGCGCGCUGCGUUGGCGGCGUUCCGGACGCAGAACGAAGUGCUGGAUCCGAGCAUCAACGCGCUCGCCCUGGGUAGCAUCAUCGCCAACCUGACGAAGGAAAGGCUUGCGCUCGAGGCCCAACUGUCGACCUUGAAGAAUUCGAUGGGCGAGGACUCCCGGACUAUUCGCACAGUGCGAACGCAGCUGGCCACGCUGCAGGAUCAGAUUCGCAAGCUCGAGGGGCAGCUUACCAAUCCCGACGAGCAGCAGAGAGCG
Messenger RNA from Ostertagia ostertagi, 1302 nucleotides. NCBI's taxonomy places the organism in Eukaryota, Metazoa, Nematoda, Chromadorea, Rhabditida, Trichostrongylidae. The record is from the annotation of a GenBank genome assembly.